Oryza sativa Japonica Group (Japanese rice) is the source of this 1709-nucleotide messenger RNA. Its product is annotated as F-box protein At5g07610. Gene Ontology annotation, molecular function: protein binding. Lineage: Eukaryota; Viridiplantae; Streptophyta; Magnoliopsida; Poales; Poaceae. The record is from RefSeq and is a predicted model, not a curated record.
UUCUUCUUCACAUAAAUUCGCUACUUUGCAUAUUUUAUUUCACCACAAAUAAAAACAAGGACGCUGUCAGGUGAUUCCACGUGAGAGCGAGCUCCGAUCUAAGUUAUCGAUAUCAGCAAGGAAUUUUGCGAGCCGGCCAGCCGGAUAAGAACAACAUCCUCUAAUAAAAAAAAUGUUCCUCUUAAUCACAUAUACAAAGUGCUUUGAUUAAAGAACAACAUCCUCUUCAUCUCUUUUCGGGUCCCUCUUGAGUUCUUAAUUGGGCUUCUUGCAGCCCUGUGUCAACUCUCAAAUGGCAGGGGAGGCGAUAUUAUUCUCCGACGAUAUCAUCGCCAACAUCCUCGCCUGGCUUCCUCCAAAGAAUGCCGCUCGUAUGCGGCUCGUCUGCAAGCAAUGGCAUGCCGUGACAUCGGAGCACCAUUUCAUGCACACAAACUUCUCGAGGAGCAGAGACGGCCACUCCGUUGCCGGCUUCUUCCUCAGCAACGAGCUCCACAAGAAGUUCAGCUACAAUCCUCUACGCGACAGUAGCGCCACGCAUCCCGCUGCUCCCGACCUCUCGUUCGUCCCGGAGAGCGGCUCCACCGUCCCGCGCAAGAUCAACGUCACCAGCUCGUGCAACGGGCUGCUCCUCUGCCGCCGGCCGAUGGAUAGCAGCGUCGCCUCCGGGGCGCGCUGGUGCUGCUACUACGUCUGCAACCCGGCCACCAAGAGGUUCGUCGAGAUACCCACGCCGCCGGACGGCCGCGGGCGCCACCUGAACCUGGCUUACGACCCGUCCAGGUCGCCGGUGUACAAGGUCGUCGCGCUGGGGCUCGCCGGCGUCCACGUGUACUCCUCCCAGGCUCGGUCAUGGAGGGCGGCGCUCCGUUACGAGCGCGGCAGCAACCCGUUCGCGGGGAUCCACCACUCCCGGGGCGUGCACUGGAACGGCUCGCUGGUGUGGGUGACAUCGCGCUCGCGCUCCCUGCUCCGCUUCGCCGUCGACGACGGGGAAGGAGAGCUGAGCAGCCUGCCGAUGCCGCCGGCGAGGCAUCUGCAGCCGGAGAAUCGCUGGAUCUGCGGUUACCUCGGGGUCGGGGAGUCAGCUGGUGCCGGCCGGGGCCACCUCCGGAUGAUCGGCUACACGGAGGAGGAGAAGCUCGCCGCCCGCUUCGACGUGGUGGGGAUGGCGGGAGACUGCCGCGAGUGGCGCGUGCUGUACCGCGUCGACCUCACGCGCAUGAAGGAGUUGUACCCGGAUAUACAGCGGAAAACGCGGAAGCACCACCUGAUCUGGCCGCGCCGCGCUAGGCUAGUCGACUGCCUGGAUCUCUGGCCGCUGCACGUCGCCGAGCACGGUAGCUUGCUGCUCUUCGGAAUUCCGGGCAAGAUCAUGGCUUACGGCAUGGAGGACCAGGCGAUUUCGGUGGUCUGGGAAGAUGCCGCGCCGCCACAACCUCGGUUCUUCCGCUACGCUUGGUUCGACUUUUAUCCGUACACCGCAGGCUUGUUUGCCGUGUAACAAGUUCAGUUUUGUUUGAGAAGAAAAGGGCCGUUUUUGGGCUCUUUGUUUGGUGGAUAUCAGGAUGGCAGGAUAUACGUGACAAAUACUUACAACUAGGCGCUAAAUGCUGUAUUUUGCGUCAAAAACACUUGCGUACUUUCGAUGGCAAUGAUCUUCGCCGGAGGUUGCCGGAGCUCCGCCGGCACCCACUUGAACCGCUCCA